GAUUUGAGCGACGAAUCAGUGCUUCACACUCUUCACUUAAUUCAUCCCAAACUUGAAUAUCAACUUCUUCUUGCUAAGAAAGUUCAACUUAUUGACGCCCUGAAGGUAUUACUUUAGAAUAUUCACUAAAAUGGAGGCCAUGGUUAGACUAGCCAAUUUUUGUUGUAUAAAAUGUAUAAAAUUUACACUUGAACUUUCCAUCUACAAAACCCUUCUACAAUUCGUUCUAUCGAGUGAGACGCCCCAAAUCCUGACAUUUAUUUAGUAUAGUUAUGAACUUGCGGUUAGAGCUUGACAAUUGGCCUCUGUAGCUCAGUUGUUUAGAGCGCUACACCGGAAUCGCAGGGCCGCACAGGUUCGAUUCUUAUCAGAGGGCCUAUAUUUUCAUUUUUCGCCACCGCUCCUGGUUAUAGGUCUAACUAGAAAUAUAUGCCUGCAUGCAACAACCCCUCGCGUAUAUUUUCUUAAACAUUGUUUCAACAUGAAGUAUUCUAAAUUACGCCAACAAUGAACGUGGGCUCGCGCUGCUCGCGUCAUGUUAGCCAUGGCGCGCAGCACGAUCACUGUUUUUAAAAUUUUCAUUUUUUCGGUGCAAAAGAGCGAAAAAUAAAAUGAAAGUUAACACAUUUAACUAACUAUAGAGGUCCAUUCGUUGACGAUAGCCGACAGAUCGAACCAUUAGAUGAAUCUUUUCAGCUUACCAAAGACCUUAUGUACUUCAACCUAGUAUGCACAAAGACUGAUUGACAAAUAUUCAUUCGUCGUCAAAUAUACCUAUAAUCAUAUCACUUUUCCAAUACUGUAUUAUUUAAGAAAAGAUUGAAAUUGAAAUCAGACUACGGUAGAAAUGCUAAUGCAUAUGUUAGGCUGCGGUCACUUUGCAAAAUCGAAAGGGGGGGGUGAAUUUAGGUCGCCAGGUCGGCCACUAUGAUUUGAUAUAAUAGGUGUAAACAGAUGCGUACAGUAUAUUAAAUGAGUACUGAAUUAUUUUCUGAAUUCAACAGGAAUUGGAAAUGCAUGAAAAUGAUAUUGGUUUUCUUGCUCCAGAGUAUAAACAAAUCUUGGGUAUGUUAUAUAUAUUGUAUGCAGCAAAUUCGAUAAAAGAAAGGCAGUGUCUCACUGCUAUAAUAUGUAUAGUACAACUUGUUUCAUUAUUUACCAUGUGCAUGAAGCCACAAAAUUUGGGAAGAACGUUUUCCAGUUUGCGUAAAGAAUACACUAUCUAAAAGAGAAAAAAAUACACAACAGGCAACUGGGAACAGGGCCGCCGAGAGGGGGGGGGGGAAAUUGCCCCGGGCCCCGAGGUGCUGGGGGCCCCUGAAAUAUUUUUGUUGGGCCCCAGUCUUUUUUGUGUGUUACAGUCAAUUUCAGCUGACUUUUCAUCGUAAGAUUCCGAACUUCGUUCCGAACUUCGCAAAUUCGUUGCCAAGUUCAAAAGUUCAUAAUGAAAUUCACAAACAGGUUUGAAAACAAAGCCUCUGAUUGGCUAUUAAAUCAAACCAACCAAUCAAAUGCUCAGUUUACAAACCUGUUUGUGAAUUUCAUUAUGAACUUUUGAACUUGGCAACGAACUUGCGAAGUUCGGAACGAAGUUCGGAAUCGUACGAUGAAAAGUCAGCUGAAAUUGACUGUAAAUAUUUCCGCGCAAAGGACAAGAUAUUUGUUUUCUUGAGCUAAGUACCGAAAUUUGGCAUUAAAAAAUGAGAUAAAGUCACUGGAAAGCAACAGCAACGCACUCGUCGGGAAAAUUUUUUUACCCCUAAAAUGGUAUAGUGACCGAAAAUGUUUUGGCGACGGGGGCAGGGGGAGAUUGUUAUCCGGAAAAAAAUUUUUCCGGAAAAUUUUUUUGGGAUAGGGGGCCCCCAAAAAAAUAUUUGCCUCGGGCCCCCGCCAACCUCUUUGCGGCCCUGACUGGGAAUGCUGCUGAAACACUUUGUAGCAGGUUUUUAUUGUUAAAAUCAUUUGCGUUAAAGAGUUUUAUUCAUGAGAUAUUAUUGUUUUGUGAAACCUCGACUUCGUCUUGGGAAAUAUUGAACCCCCUCGGGAAAACUCAGCCUAGACCUAGGCCUUCUAGUCUUAUUUAUAUUUUUUUAAUAUUCAGCGCUUUUUCACAUGAAAAGACUGGGACUAGAUGAUUUGGGGGCGGGGCUGAGGAAGCAAGCCUAGAAGGCCUAGUGGAUUUCCCAACAACAAGGGCAAAACUGCCCUGAAACUGCCCUGGUUGCGAAAUGCCCAAUUAUUGCGUUCUCGAACAGAAUUAUUUGCAACUUAACGGCGAAUUUAAACCGAUACAGGUAAAAUAAACUCAUUUAUAGUAUAAACUUACUAUUUUUAUUUGUAUACACGUCUAGAAAAUCGGGUUUUUUAUCAUAAAGUUCGAAGCAACACUUUAAUAUGUUGACAAGGUGUAGCGAAAGCACAAAAUGAGUCAAAAUAUAUACCAAAAGGCAAAAGUAGAAUCUUUCAUGAAAUUUUGUCUUAUACACAACUACAUUAAUAUAUAUUUUCUCAAUUUUGGCAAGAAGCAGUCUUGUGUUUGUAAAAUAUACAAAAUAAAACGGAUACAUAUAUUAUUAGCCCGUACAGUACUGUAUAUAAAAACGUACAUUGUUUACAAAUGGUAUAUCCGUAAUAUUUGAACAAUAAUUUCAAAAUCCUCAUUCCCAAUUCGCAAAUAUAGUUAUUCAAAGCAAAACAGUAGAUUGUCUUGCGAAUAAAAGAAUUAUUAUUUUGUGCCGUUUCGCUACACCUUGUCAACAUAUAUAAAUAAUGUUGCUUCAAACUUUAUGAUAAAAAACCCGAUUUUCUAGACGUGUAUACAAAUAAAAAUAGUAAGUUUAUACUAUAAAUGAGUUUAUUUUACCUGUAUCGGUUUAAAUUCGCUGUUAAGUUGCAAAUAAUUCUGUUUGAGAACGCAACAAUUGGGCAUUUCGCAAUCAGGGCAGUUUCAGGGCAGUUUUGGCCUUGUUGUUGGGAAAUCCACUAGGCCUUCUAUUUUUUCGCUUGCGUCAGGCUUGUGUCCUUCCUCCGCCCCGCCCCCAAAUCACCUAGUCCCAGUCUUUUCAUGUCAAAAAGCGCUGAAUAUCAAAAAUAUAUAAAUAAAAAUAGAAGGCCUAGGUCUAGGCUGGGGAAAACUAUUUGUUUUCUUUAGGAAGUGUACAAUAUUUUGCGUUGUGUUUUUUAAAGUUCAAGAAUAAAACAGUUCACUUCCUACUUGUCCUCUUUCUUUUUUGCUAUUUGGUAUGAUAAUAAAUCACGUGUUACUGUAUUAUCUCAGGAAUGUAGUAUGUUUUGCCUUCCCGAUGACAAGCCAUACUGUUUUUCUCCAUCGCAGAAAAUAUCAUUUAAUACAUAAAAAAAUGUACAUGUAUUGGUUUUUGUUUGUUAACAGAUGAAAACGAGAAGCUACAAGAGGAAUACAAGAAACAACCUUGUCAUUUGGAAAGACUUUACGGUUCGGAUACUUUUACCUAGUAUUUUCUUUUGUAUUCCCUUUUCUGUUGCGAUAAAAAUAUGUUCGAAAAACGUCGUUCAGCCAUCUUGAUUUUUUCUGAUAAAUGCUUCCGCAUCGGGGUGCGGCAGCCCUCCCAGUUUGUUGGGCAAACAAAGCCAGUCGGGCAAUAUUCGCUUCACAUUCGGGCAAUAUUGGGUUAUUAUAAAAAUAAAUGGGACAAAUUAUGUCAAUUUUGUGGGAAAUUCUGUAAAUUUUGUGGUAAAUUUUGUGAUGUCUGGAAAAUUUAUUUGAUGUUACGAAAAAUUUUGGUAUGUAUGAAAAAUUUUUGGACCCCUAAAAUGUUACACUGACCGAAUUUUUUUGGCGACGGGGAGGGGGUUGAGGUCGCCAAAAUUAAUUUGUUCCGGAAAAAAAAUUUUCGGCACUGGUCGGGCACAAUCCGAGAAAGUCGGGCAAAUUCCUUUCCGCCCCCCUAAUUUUUUUCCUUCCGGUACGCCCAUGUAUAAAACUACGUAUCGGGGGCUCAAUCUGGAGAUAACUAAGUUAUCUGAUCGCAUAUGGUCCUAUAUUUAAUCAUAAUCUCUUGUCCAAUCAGAGCAUAUACGUAUUGCAAUGUCUAAUAAAUGCUAUUAAUAGUCUUCAAAUUUAUAUUUGUUUACAAUGCAUUUCUCGUUUUAGGGAUGGUGACCGAUUUGUAUAUAGAUAAAUAUAAAUUUAUGGUAUGUACAACAUAACAACGCAUUAACGCUGCGCCUUACUCAAAAGGUUUACACAGCUUAAAGCAUAUAAUAACAAAAUAGGUACGCAUUGCGUACAUGUACAGCAAGAGGCGAGAUACACGAGAUAAUAGCAGACUGAGCAACAGUAACUACUAACUGGACAAAGCAACUCCUGAUUUGUUGAAGGGCCUUUAACUGUGUAUGUGUAUUUGUAAGAAACUUUGCGAUAAUGCUACUGUCUGUAUUGAUUUGAAUAUUUGAUACCGUUGAUUUAUAGACAAAGUGUGCUUUGAAUAUUUAGACACUCAGAAAGCCCGGAAAUGCAACAAAAAUUUGGCAUUCUUAGUUUGCUUCCCUUUUAACUUCCACGGUUGCCAGUCAAUGCUGUUAUAAUUUACCUGAAAAUCAAAAAGAAUCACCUAGAAAUUUACCUGAAAUUACUCAUGAACAAAUAUUUGGGGUAUUACACCCCUCUUCCAUAGGUCGCUAGCGUUCCUGAGCGCAUAUACACCUUAUCAUGUCUAUCCCAAUUAUUUCUUGCACACACGAAAACGAUCUACAGGCCAGGAACAGGUAGUGACCAUUUUCCUCCAUAUAUUAAUCCAGACAAAAUCCCUUUACAAGAAUCACGAAUACUACAGUAUAUACAGUAUAUGAACAAACCUGCGUGACCAUUCGUGUCCAAUAUUAACGAAAGGACUUACAUAUACUGUAUGACCUGACGUGGCGACUUGCUCACGCCGUUGCAUGUCAAUUGCUGACGUCAUUAGAAAUACCAAUUUCUAAAAAGCAGUGCGCUAUUUUGUCCGGUGACUUAUCUUGAAAUUUUGCACACUGUAUUCUACUGCCACAGAGUUUUUUAUAUUUUUCUUAUUGUUAGUCUAAAAUAGCGCACGAAAAAAAUAUUAGGGUCACCGUGCUUCUUUUCCAACUACACAAAUUAUAUACACCUAACGUUUUUGAAACCUGUAUCGAGCCACCUUACUGGAGUUCGAUUUAUGGAGUAGGCCUUUAUAAGUAGGGCUUCAUAUGGCUGAAAUAAUAAUUUUAUGGGCGUAACACUCGUACCAAGCGAUUUAUGUGCAAUUUAUCGAACGGUCUCUUAUUCUAAAACAUUUUUAUAGGGUAUGAACGUAAAAAGCAAAGUUCCGAACCUUCUGGAAGUUUUGGACAACUAUGAUCUAGCAAGCUUGAUUGAAUUUUUUGAAACCUGAACGACGAUUUCCUUUUGGCUAUAUCAUUGUGAGUGUAUAUGUAUAUGUACAGUAUGGUAUUUAUGUAUUGUAAAUAGUAAAUUCAACGUCCAAUUCCCUUGUGUGGCAAUAUUUUGUUUUCCUUACUGUCGAUGCAAUGGAAAUGUUGAUAAAAUAUUCCAUGAAUUCAUUUCCUCAAGUUGAUCAAUUCGUACGAAUUCAAAUUUCUU
Messenger RNA from Paramuricea clavata, 5596 nucleotides. NCBI's taxonomy places the organism in Eukaryota, Metazoa, Cnidaria, Anthozoa, Malacalcyonacea, Plexauridae. The record is from the annotation of a GenBank genome assembly.